This is a messenger RNA of Triplophysa rosa, 5106 nucleotides long. Its product is annotated as prostaglandin G/H synthase 2-like. Gene Ontology annotation, biological process: regulation of G protein-coupled receptor signaling pathway; cyclooxygenase pathway; response to oxidative stress. The record is from RefSeq and is a predicted model, not a curated record. NCBI's taxonomy places the organism in Eukaryota, Metazoa, Chordata, Actinopteri, Cypriniformes, Nemacheilidae. The transcript is spliced from 14 exons. Gene Ontology annotation, molecular function: prostaglandin-endoperoxide synthase activity; heme binding; peroxidase activity. Gene Ontology annotation, cellular component: cytoplasm; neuron projection. Bases 14 to 2494 code for a protein of 826 amino acids.
UCAAGCGUUGAGGAUGAGGCCUCGGCCAAUACAAGGCACUGGAAUGAGAAGCAUCGUAUCGUUCAUUCUUCUUUUGCACAUGGGGUUCAUGGUUUGCCAAGGAGCCAACCCCUGUUGCUCAGAGCCCUGUCAGAAUCGAGGUUUCUGUACGGCGAUGGGCUCCGACUCUUAUGAAUGUGAUUGUACGCGCACUGGAUAUUACGGUCAAAACUGCACAACACCCGAGUUUCUCACAUGGGUGAAAGUGUCCCUGAAGCCCACUCCCAACACUGUCCAUUACAUGCUCACCCAUUUCAAAGGCUUGUGGAAUAUUGUCAACAGCUUGUCAUUUUUGCGCAACGCCAUAAUGCGCUAUGUACUCACAUCACGCGCCCAUCUGAUCGACAGUCCUCCCAUAUACAACGCUGACUAUGGUUACAAAAGCUGGGAAGCCUACUCCAAUCUCUCCUACUACACUCGCACACUGCCUCCAGUCCCGCACGAUUGCCCAACGCCCAUGGGAGUCGCAGGUAAGAACGAACUGCCAGAUGUUAAGGUUUUGGCUGAGAAACUUCUAAUGAGAAGAAAGUUCAUCCCAGACCCUCAACGCACUAGUCUUAUGUUUGCCUUCUUCGCUCAACAUUUCACACACCAGUUCUUCAAAACCGACCAAAAGAAAGGUCCAGCGUUCACAACAGCCUUUAAUCAUGGGGUUGACUUGAGUCACAUUUAUGGACAGGGGCUUGAUCGUCAACACAAGCUGAGACUUUUUAAAGACGGCAAGCUGAGAUAUCAGAUUCUGGAUGGUGAGGUGUAUCCUCCAACAGUCAGUGAGGUUCAAGUCGACAUGCACUACCCUCCACAUAUACCUGAGUCACGGCGCUUCGCUGUGGGUCACGAGGCCUUCGGACUGGUCCCCGGACUCAUGAUGUAUGCCACCAUCUGGCUGCGCGAACACAACCGCGUGUGUGAUAUUCUAAAACAGGAACAUCCUGACUGGGACGAUGAGAGGCUGUUUCAGACCUCAAGACUCAUUCUGAUUGGCGAGACAAUCAAAAUUGUAAUCGAAGAUUACGUGCAGCAUCUGAGCGGCUACCACCUGAAGCUCAAAUUUGAUCCUGAACUUCUCUUCAAUGAACGUUUCCAGUACCAGAAUAGGAUCUCAUCGGAGUUCAACACCCUUUACCACUGGCACCCGCUUAUGCCAGAUGUAUUUCACAUCCAAGACGAAGUCUACAAUUACCAGCAGUUUCUUUUCAACACGUCAAUGUUGGCUGACUAUGGCAUCAACAGCUUGGUUGAGUCCUUCACUAAACAGAUAGCUGGACAGGUUGCUGGAGGACGUAACAUUGCACCAGCUGUUUUAAGGGUGGCCAUAAAGUCCAUUGAAGACAGCAGGCAAAUGCGCUACCAGUCUAUCAAUGCCUACAGAAAACGCUUCAAUAUGAAGCCAUACAAAUCCUUUGAGGAAAUGACAGGAGAAAAAGAGAUGGCUGCAGAACUAGAGGAGAUGUAUGGGGAUGUAGAUGCAGUGGAGCUUUAUACUGGUCUGCUGGUUGAAAAGCCCAGGACCAAUGCCAUCUUUGGAGAGACCAUGGUGGAGAUGGGUGCCCCCUACUCCCUUAAAGGACUAAUGGGAAAUCCCAUCUGUUCACCCGAGUACUGGAAACCCAGCACGUUUGGUGGUCAAGUGGGCUUUGACAUCAUUAACACUGCCUCUCUGCAGAAGCUUGUUUGUGAUAAUGUCAAAGGGCCGUGCCCUAUGGCGUCCUUCUCUGUACCUGAUGAUUAUCAACAUUUAAAAAUGUCUGACAGACUCGUCGACGAGGAACCAGUGAGCGUAACUCACACAGGACCAAAGGGUGUCAUCAAUGACUGGCGUCGAUUUAAACUGGAGAGCAUGGACCAGGAGGCUCUACCUCCCAGCAAGAGAGAGCUGCUGAGACAGAUGUCCUCCCCCCAAAAACCUAAAGAUGCCACUGCGGGUGGAUAUAACCGCAAGAUGAGCGCCCAGGAGUAUGAGCUGAUAAAGGAGGAGGAUGAGAAGAGUCUACGCAAGUACCGUAAGCAGUGCAUGCAAGAGAUGCACGAGCGCCUGAGCUUCGGGCCUAAAUUCGAAGGUGUGUACGAGCUCGACAGUGGCGAGGCCUUUCUGGAGGUGAUCGAGAAAGAGCAUCGCCUCACAGUGGUGGUGGUCCACAUCUACAAAGAUGGAGUUCAGGGGUGUGAUGCCCUCAACAAUUGCCUGGAUUGCCUGGCCACCGAAUACACAAGCGUCAAAUUCUGUCGCAUUAAUGCGGUUUCUACAGGUGCUGGCGAGCGAUUUUCAGAUGACGUGCUGCCGGCGUUGCUGGUGUACAAGGCUGGAGAGCUGCUGGGAAACUUCCUGGCCAUUAUGCAGAAUUUCAACGAAGAGUUCUUUGCUAUCGACGUAGAGGCCUUCCUCAACGAGUACGGACUACUUCCGGAGAAGGAAUGUAACCCUGGUGAUGAAGAUGAAGCAGAUGUGGAGUGAUCACGAAUGGCAUAUUAGGAAUGGAUAAAGAGAAUAAAUUGGAUUAUUUUAUCGGGUAAUAGAGUUGCGUUUGCGUGUGCACAUAGCUCAGCAUAAAGAUCUCAAUGAGCCUAGAGAAAACAACUGGAUGUGGUGUGCAGUAUUAAAAGCAGAAAGGAGGGAAUUGAUGUUACAUCAAUACCAGUAAAAAACUAGUAAAGGGAUAGUUCACCCGAAAAUUAUGAAUUAAAUAUUUUGAAGAACAUUGGUAACAGUGGCACCCAUUCACGUUCGGAUCCCAACAUUUUUCAAAAUAUCUUCUUUUGUGUUCUGCAGAAGAAAGUAAGUUAUACAGGUUUGAAAUGACAAAAUGGUGAGUAACUUGAUAACAGAAUUUUCAUUUUUGGGUGAACUAUCCCUUUAAAUUGAAGUCCUGUCUCACAUGUAAAUAAAUAAACAGGAUAAUGACUAAAUAAAUGAUAGUGAAAUAGAUAAUGAAAUAGUGUUUUGUGAAAUAUUUAUGUACAUACUGUGUGUUUGCAUGUAGCAAAAAUGAAAAUAUGUGAGUUACAGAAUGGACCAUAAUGGCAACAUGUUGUUUAAAGUGCUUCUUUUGAAAAAAACUGAAUAAGCGCAAUGUUUUCUAACGUCUUUAAAACUGUGAUAAAUUGCUUUAUGGCCAUUUGUGUACAAAAAUUCUGUAAGGUUACAGAUAAGCAGUAUAUUCAAAUAUUUGUGCUACUUGGGCUAUAAUUGUUUUCACUGUUAUAAAGCACAUGCAUGGUCUGUCUUAAAGGGAUAGUUGACCCACAAUAAACAGGUUUUUAACAACAUGAGGGUGAAUUCUGAAAAUUAUGACAUUUUUUAUUUGUGAGUGAACGAUCCCUUUACAAGUCGAGUGUGUAAUAUUUAGAAGGAUCUAGUGACAGAAAUGAAAUAUAACAUCCAUAACUAUGUUUUCGGAGGUGUAUAAAGACCUUACAUAAUUAAGCGUUAUGUUUUUUAUUACCUUAGAAUGAGCUAUUUCUAUCUACAUACAUCACAUCCGCGGGUCCCCUUGCAUGGAAUUCGCCAUGUUGUUUCUACAGUAUAGCCCUAAACGGACAAACUGCUCUACAGAGCAUGUUUCGUAAAUACGUAAUCUCCUUCAGCAAAUAAGAGAAAACGCGACCCCAUCUUUGUCCUGUGAGUGCCGCCGAAGUGCUUCAAAGGGAGAGGGAGGGGUGAAAAAAAGCCAUUGGUUGCAAUUCGCAACCUCGCUGCUAGAUGCCGCUAAAAUCUCCAUAUUGCACCUUUACAUAUGUUAGCCUUUUUUUCUAUACUGUACUAGAAACUGAAACUGUAAACUUCAAUAAAUGCAGAUGGAAACAUUUAAGAUUUCCCCUGCCUGUAUACUGCGAGUUUAAAAAUAACAGAACAGCGGUGUAGGUCUUGCAUUUAUUCACAUGCUUCAUUUACACACGAAUUACAUGCCACCUGAAAGAAAGAAUUUAAAUUACAGAAUCAAAUUGGGGGAGCAAUAAACUCAAAUCUUCUAAAGAAUUUGCACCUUCGCUUAAUGUGGUUUAAGAAGCAGGUCUGCACAUGCUCAAAAUAAUCCCGGACUCUGAUUUUACUGUAACCUGCAGGUUCAAAAGUUCAGGCUUUAUAUAAAAAGAAAAGACCAAUUUUGCACAUUUGCACAUUUUGCCGUAAUUGUUACUUUAGGUAAAUUGUCCUUUUGUUGAGUAUGACAGAUUUUAUUGAACAUUAUGAACCACAGGUUAAAGGGAACAGACAGAGUCAGCAGAGGACAUGCUACUGUUUCAAAUCAUACUGUAUACUUUGGGCUUUUCAGUGAUAUCCUAUUUGUUGUAAGGCUGAGCGAUAUACCUAAAAUGUGAUAUCUUGAUAUCUUUCCAAAUCAAUAUAUACUUUUUGCCCAAUUAAAAAAGUAUGAUUUGGAAAUAACAUUAAAAAUACAAUAAAUAAUAUAAAUACAACAAAAAUUACUUACUACUUUUUAUUACAUAACCACAUGCAAUAUGUUCUGAAAGAGAUUGGUUGUGCUACCACUCUUUGUUGUGAUUGUCUUGUUGUAGACCUCGUUUCCAAACCAAACCAUCCUGAUAACAGAAAUUGUGCAUUAUCUUUUGGGACUGAUUCAUCAAGUUCUGUGUCUCUUUCGACACCUGUCUCGCUUGUUGUUGCCAUUUUGACAAUGAUGAGUAACAUUUUGCGCUACUUGUGAGAACUGUGGGUAGUGCUUGGGAAGGGAAAUUGUAUUUGUGCCAUCUCUGGCACAUUAAUCUUAAUUUUCAUCAAUAUUCUAUUCACAGCAUUCUGUCAUUUUAGAUCCUCAGCACAAUAAUAUCUCAUUUUCAAUAUCGCCCAGCCCUAAUUUGGAUGGGGGUUGAACUGGCUAUAUACAGUACUGUACCAAAGAUGUGUUAUCUCUGUAAAAGAUAGAAUCUAUAAACAGUGGUUAAUAAACUCGGAUAGUUUCAUCAAGCAAGCUAAUUAAUGCAAUAUGUCUUUAUUGUCAAGCUUUCAUGAGCAGCAUCUGCGAUAGUAGAUCUUUUCUGAUCAGCUUAGCCUGAAAUCUUCUUAGAGGGUUUAAAGUUAAGCUUUUGUUUUGACUAGUAUCAAAACAU